Anoplophora glabripennis (Asian longhorned beetle) is the source of this 2785-nucleotide messenger RNA. Its product is annotated as androgen-induced gene 1 protein-like. Gene Ontology annotation, cellular component: membrane; endomembrane system. Lineage: Eukaryota; Metazoa; Arthropoda; Insecta; Coleoptera; Cerambycidae. Bases 759 to 1457 code for a protein of 232 amino acids. The record is from RefSeq and is a predicted model, not a curated record. The transcript is spliced from 3 exons.
CAAAUGUCAGUGGAAUGCAUAAUUCAUUUUUCAUUUUCAGAAAAUAUAAGUUUACAACUAUUGUAAAAUGUAGUAAUUGUUACAGUUAAAAAAUAAUUUAAACCCUACCACCAUAUGUCUGUAAAGGCUUACGAUUUUAUUUAGGCAGCUUUUUCAACACCUAUUUAAGCAAACAUUUACUUAUUAUUAGGAGCCCAAGCACAGUCUCCUUCAUCCCUUUUCUUUUUAAAUUGUAAAUUAAACAUUCCUAAAAAAAUCGAUUUGUUUUGUUGAGAAUGUUGAGAUAUGUUUAAAUUGUUUAUUUUUUGUAUUAUAGUAGGUACUUGAGGCACAACCUGUGGCAGAUUUCUAUUUUUUAUUUGUGUGGCAGAACUGUCAACGGGCCUAGAAUAAUGGCAAAUUGCAAAAUGUAAAUUUUAAUUGAAAUAUUAAUCCUCUUAAAGUUUGGUUAUGUGUUUUCCUUAGAAUUAAUGUACCUAUUUCAUAAGUCCUAAUCACGUUAUUAAACUGCUUCUAAAAAUGGCAUUUUAAUGAUAUUCAAGCAAUUUAUUAAACAAAUAGUCAUUGCGAGUAAAAAAAUGUGGUUGACAAAGUACAAAUAGGAAGUAACCUCCAUUCUCUCUAUCCAUUAAAAGUGAAUGUUUUUAUUCUUUAUUUCUAUUUGUCUUAUAAGUUGUAUUAGUUGUUAUACCGGCAUUCGAUCGUGGUACUGUGUGUAGGGAACAGGUUGAUUAAAAUAUUUCAUAGAUAUUUAAAAAAUGAGUGUUAGAGCUGUUUGUCAUUUUUUUGCUACUGUGCAUUUUUGGAUUGGAUGUUAUUAUGAUUGGAAUUACGUCAAAGUACCUGCAGAAGUCUCAAGAAUGGGAGAAUCUUUCGGAUUUAGUGGAAAAUUAAAGUUUUUAACAUUUUGGGAUGCGUUAUUACAAGGAUUUUUCUUUGCAAUAUGCCUUCUCAAUGAUUUUAUUGGAACAAAUGAAAAUGUACCGAAGAGAAUACCACUGAUUAGGAAAAUUAAAGACCUGAUACUUGCAAGUCUAGCAUUUCCCUUGGCUAACUUCGUAGCGCUGACAUUUUGGGGAUUGUACCUCGUCGAUAGAGAAUUAAUAUUUCCGAAGGCCUUAGACCCUUAUUUUCCAACAUGGCUCAACCAUGUUAUGCACACGAAUAUAGCAGUCUUCAUCCUAAUUGAACUGUUUACUUCGUUUAGGAAGUAUCCUUCUAGAAAACAAGGAAUAGGUAUCCUGGUAGCGUUCAUGGCAGUCUACCUGGUGUGGAUACACAUUAUCCACUCUUAUACUGGCAUGUGGGUGUAUCCCAUAUUAGAAGUUUUAAACUUGCCUCUAAGGAUAGUAUUUUUUGCCGUAUUGUUAGGUUUUACAAUAGCUCUGUAUAUUUUGGGUGAAAGAUUGAAUGGCUUGGUUUGGAGGAAGCAACUGAAGGAUUUGAAGAAAGCAUAGAUAUAAGUAUAAUAAAUUUCGUAAUUUUUUAAAAUGUUUUAGAAUACUGUUAAGGUAUUAUGGCAAAUACUGUUGAAAUUAUACAGCGAGAUAUAUGAAAGUUUGGAAAAAAAGUAAUUUCUUUUUGGUAAUCUUAAGCUUGUAUAAGAUUGGUUUUUCAAGGGACCUUUUCAGGAAUAUUUGUUUACCUUUUUGUGUACUUACCUUAACAGGAUCAUGUUCAGGAGUUGUAUCUAUAGAGGGUGUUUUAGAAAUACUUACAAACUUAACACUUGAAUUUGGUUAGUCAAAAUAAAAGAAGAAAGUUCUAUGAAGGAAGGUUCGGAAAUACUUUAUUUUCGAGAUACAGGGUGUUGAAAUCUCUGAAGACGUUUGUGAAAAUUUUUGCCUUUUACCUUUUGCCUUAGGUAUUUAAAACAUAUUUUAGAAAAUGUGAAAUUUGUUUCAAAUUUUAACACCCUGUAUCUUGAAAAUGAAGCAUAUCCAUGUGUUCAUCCAUAGUACUUUUUCUUUUUAUAUUGACCAACCAAAUUCAAACUUUUAUGUUUGUUAAAUUUAAAUGCACUGUUUGAAGGUUAAAUAAAGAGUGUGUUUAAUUGAUUUAUUGAUGUGAAAUUUGAAAUACAAUGAAAAUUCAAAUUGAAAAAACUUUCAACUAAAAUAUUAUGAAUAUUGUCCAUCCGACAGUAACUGAAUAGAAAUUGUUAUUUUUUAUAUUUCUUUUAAAAGAUUUUAUUAAAAUCAAAAAGUAUUCGUAAUUGUAGUACUAGAAUUAUUUUAAAAAAAAACAAUCAUUUUCCCUUGUUAUAUAUUAUACAAAUUGUAUAAUUAUUUAUAAUUAAAUUAAAAUGUCUCAGUGAAAUUAAUAUUUAAUAUUUUUUAUAUCAAACUAUAUGUUGUAUUAACCACGUAUAUUGAAACUUUUGAAGAUGAUGUCUUGGAAAUAAAUGCCAAAAUUAUCAUUUUGUGUAAAAAAGCUGAAUUGAGUAAUAGAAAAAUAUUUUUUUAAAUAGUUUUAUGGUCUGUUGAGAAUUUCUUUGGCCUAUAUGAGCUGAUUGAUAUGUUUGGUAUUUAUUUGUUGGACAUCCUGUAUAUGUAUAAAAUACACUUUUGUUUUUUGAAUGUUGUGCAUACAUACUAUUUUCUAAAUAUUAGUAGAAAUUUUUGAACAAUCGAUAAUCAUAGUAAUAAUCAAGCUUUAAAUAAUUUAUUAAAUGUUAAAGUUUCCUGUACGGGAGAUAUUAUCCAGAAAAAAUUAGGUAGAUAUAACGAUGUAAAACUUAGUCAUUUUUUAAAAGAGAUGCAAACCCCGUCGUGAAUUUAAAAGG